Messenger RNA from Carica papaya (papaya), 3045 nucleotides. NCBI's taxonomy places the organism in Eukaryota, Viridiplantae, Streptophyta, Magnoliopsida, Brassicales, Caricaceae. The record is from RefSeq and is a predicted model, not a curated record.
AGGAUUUUAUCAAGUAUCCAUUAUGUUUCAGUAAGGGGAAAAUCCUAAAUGAAAUGAACAUCCAUGUUGUUUUUUGAGGUAGAGUAGAAGAGUUACCACAUUCUACGGAAUUUGCUAGGAAAGAAUGUACUUUCGAUCUUGCUACCUAGGCAUUAUAGUCCAUGAUGUACUUUUAAUGCAUACGACCAAUAAAUGUAACCUUCACUUCUCUAGAAUUAUUCUAGCAAACUGUUCAUCAAUUAAUAGCAGCAGUAAUCAAUAUUUAGAGCUCGCAAUGUAUCUUGAUGAAUGUAAUUUGUUGACACAAGCGUUUGGUCGGCUUCUUGAUUGGAAGCUUCUUGUGAAGGCAGUAAAAAAUGAUGAUGGCUGCAUUUAUUAUUUUUGUGAAGAGGUUUGAAUACAUGUUCAGUGAGUGACAACAGAUUUCAUGUAGCCUUAAUUUUGUUAAUUGCAACACUUUUAGAAGCAGGAUGGAUUCAUGAGAGCUGCAUGCAUGAUUAGGAGAUACAAAUUUGGACAACUUCCAUGGAAUGGAUAACUAAAUCAGACAUGCACUGUUUUCAAUUUGUUAAAUUUUCUCUCAGACUUAUGAUGAUAUUUAGUAUGGAUGGCAUAAGUUUGUGCUAAAUUGAAGAUAUUACUAAAUCGAGGUGGAUAUGCCGUUGCAAAAUUGAAGGGUGUAUUCUUUAUUAUUAUCCUGUUAUUAUGAAUAAAUGAUGUCAACAAGCAGUGCAGGACUUGAGAUAACUCAUGAAAAUAAUGUGACUCAUGCUCAUAGUUUAUCGGUCAAAGAUUACUAUCCGGUCUUAGAAUAGCUUUUUGGCACUGAUUUUCUUGCACCUUAUAGAUAGAAUUUGAUGGAAAUGCUGUGUCUCCAAAACCCUUCUGGAUUCAGACUUAAUGAAGAAUCAAGCACAUUCUGCAUGAAUGUUAUAAUAAAUGUUGCAUAAAAUCUUAUGCCUUGCUUAUGUUCUUUGAUAAUUUGCAAGUUGACUGUACUAUCUGAAGUGCUUGAAUUUCAUAAAUUUUUUCCACACAACCCAUAAAGUUGUACAUUGUGAUGUUUCUUUCAAGUGCAACGAGCUAGUAUCAUAGCUUGUGCAACAUAUCUUUUGCAUGUCGUCUCUUUCAUUUGUUGAAUAGACCUUUUAGCAGAACACCUGAAGAAUCAAUAUUUGGAUCUCAUUAUUUUCAGAUAUUAAUGACAGAAAGGAAUAGUUUAUUAUUCCUGUUACUCUCUUAAUGGAGCUUUAGGUGGGAAGAUAUUAUUUAGUGCAAUAGAAUAUGCAUUCACUUGCAUUAUGUCUGUCUCUCUUCUUAUGGGCCUCGAAUGUCUCUCUCUCUUUCUUGUAUAUGGAUUCUCUUUUUUGAAUGCAGGUCAUUGUUUGCCUCAAAAGCCAUUCAGACUGGAGACUGCAUCAUGAAAGUUCCUUACAAUGUCCAACUAACACCAGAUGAUCUUUCUCCAAAAAUUAAAUCUUUGUUAGCUGAUGAAAUUGGAAAUAUUUCAAAGCUUGCUACUAUUAUUUUGUUUGAGCAAAGUAAGGGUCAGGAUUCUCAGUGGGCCCCUUAUAUUGGUUGUCUUCCUCAACCUGGAGAGAUUCAUAGCACUAUAUUUUGGGGUGAGAAUGAGUUUGAUAUGAUUCGAUGUAGCUCAAUCUAUCAGGAAACUAUUAAUCAAAAAGCUCAGAUAGAGAAGGAAUUUUUGGCAGUUAAGCAAGCUGUGAGACACUGUUCUGAAGUUCUUGAGAACACCACCCUGAAGGAUUUCAUGCACGCAUGCGCUUUAGUUGGAUCCCGGGCAUGGGGGAGCUCAAAGGGUUUAUCUCUGAUUCCAUUUGCAGAUUUUUUGAAUCAUGAAGGGAUUACUGAAGCAAUAGUAUUAAGUGACGAGGACAGACAGUUAUCAGAGGUUAUUGCUGAUCGUAAUUAUGCCCCUGGUGAAGAGGUAGUGAUACGAUAUGGAAGAUUCUCCAAUGCCACCCUAUUGCUUGACUUCGGGUUUACUCUUCCAUACAACAUCCAUGACCAGGUUCAGAUUGAAAUGAAGAUACCCAGUCAUGAUCCUUUGUGCCAAAUGAAGUUGGAGCUUAUGCAAAGACAUCAUCUGCGAACUGUCAAAGAUGUCAGUGAUUUCAACUCCUUCAGGAAUCCUUUCACAAUCAAGGAAGUAAAGUCUGCCACUGGGAAGGGAAAGGGUAUUCCACAAUCACUCCGUGCGUUUGCUCGUGUUCUGUGCUGCACCUCUAUCCAAGAACUAAAUGAACUGGCCAUGGAGGCUGUACAGAAUGACGGCCGACUAGCUCGGCGUCCUCUGAGGAUCUGCAGCAAAGAAAUCGAAGCACAUAAGAUCCUGUUAUCACACAUAACUCAAUUAAUUGAAGAAUAUAAUGUUUCACUAGAGUCCUUGGAGACAGUUAAUACCCCUUCUAUGUAUGGAAGAUUUGCUCUUCGAAAGCAAAUGGCCCGAGAUCUUCUUACAGGUGAACUGCGCAUUCUUAAAUCUGCAGCUGCAUGGCUAAGCAAUUACUGCACACUCGUUCAUCAUUGAUAGUGAUACAGUGAUUGUAAAAUCAUUCCAUUAUAGGCAGAGAAGAAGAGGUUUUGCAUGUUUACAAGUUGGUGACUCUUUUUGCGAUCAAUUCCAGCAUUUUUAACUGAUAUUUUAUUGACCUAUCUGAGAAUCACUAGCAACUCAGCCAAGUUACAUGAGCAACCCUCGUUCUUGAAUGGGCAAGGGGAGGAGAGGAAAAAGGUAAUGAGACUGUUUAGUUUGCACAGUGAAAACUAUUUUUCUUCACUGUCAUUUUCCAUUUUAAUGGUUCUCCCUCAACUAAUAUUUUAUUGUGAAGACUAAAUAAUUCCAUUCCUUUCUCCCCUUCCUCCCCCUCACCCCCGUCCCCAAGUAGAGCCUGGGCAUUUGGACAAUUAGCUUCAUACAAACUCUUAUUUCUGUUGCAAGCUGCUUGUGAACUUCAAGUUCUUGUUUAUGAGGCACUGAAUAAAGUUAUAUGCAUGGGAUCAUUUAUGCCCUGCUUAAUUCUA